AACACACACGUGUCCACACGACGGCGCUAAGCUUUAUAGCGAACGAACGAAGCGGAACUGGAUUCAAAUAUGGCAGACUUACAGGCCGAAAUACCGACUGUAGAGAGUCUAUUGGAGCAUGCAGUCGAUGCGUUUUGGGCUCGGUUUGAGACAAACCCCGAGGUGGCAGCGUGUGCCCCCGGGCGCGUGAAUCUGAUUGGCGAACACACGGAUUAUAACGAUGGAUUUGUAUUCCCCAUGGCGUUGCCAUUGGUUACCGUAUUUGUGGGCCGAAAGAAUGGCAGUACUCAGUGCCGGGUUGAAACCCUGUCUCAAGGCGUGGACGCGCCGACCUAUGCGGAGUUUCCGGUUCCCAGCGAGCAGACGGCCCUGAAGCCGGGGCUACCUAAGUGGGUGAACUAUGUGAAAGGAGUGGUGGCGAACUAUAAAGGCGCUGUGCCUGGGUUCGACUGUGUGCUGGCGUCCUCGGUGCCGCUAGGGGGCGGGGUUUCAAGCUCUGCCUCUCUGGAGGUGGGCACGUACAUUUUCCUUGACCAGCUGAACGGCGCCGGCGAGAAUGGCGUCUCCCGGAAGGAGAAGGCGCUAGCGUGUCAGAAAGCGGAACACGUGUUCGCGGGCGCGCCAUGCGGAAUCAUGGACCAGUUUAUUUCCAUCAUGGGCGAGGAGAAGCAUGCACUGCUUAUCGACUGCAGGUCCCUCGAAAGCACCCUUGUACCGUUAGAAGAUCCCGACGUCGUUGUCUUGGUGACGAAUUCCAAUGUGAAACACAACAUAGAGGCUUCCGAAUACUCUACCAGACGACGCCAGUGUGAAAAUGGCGCCAAAACACUCGGCGUUAAAAGCCUCAGGGACGCGAACAUGGAACUGCUACAAGACCAGAAGGCGCAGUUGGACGAUGUGACGUAUCGACGCGCUCGUCACGUGAUUGGCGAGAUAGGGCGGACGGAAGACGCGGCACAGGCGCUUAGAGACAACAACUACAAGCUGUUUGGGGAACUGAUGGUCCAGAGUCACAACUCACUUCGAGACGAUUUCGAGGUAUCCUGUCCGGAACUGGACCAGCUGGUGGAGGCGGCGAUGGAGGUGAAGGGAGUGUUCGGGUCUCGGAUGACUGGGGGCGGAUUCGGAGGCUGCACUGUUACGCUGCUCAAGAAAGACGCGGUUCCAGACGCUCUCGAGCAUAUCAAGAACCGUUACAAGGGAACGCCGACGUUCUACGUGUGCGAGGCGUCCGGGGCUGCCAGGGGGCUGACCUUGUAAUGAGCGCCCCACCCCGGGCAUCUCAAUUCUCCACCCUGUGUUGUGCCCGGGACGGGGAUUAUAAACAGACUAGAUGAGAAAACCCGCUGAGAAAACGAAAUUUUAAAAUCUUGUUACUUACGGCAAAGAAGUUUUUCUUCGUGAACAAGUUAUACAUUGUAUUGAAAAUAAUCAUCGUGUUUUAUUUAAAUCUAAAAAUGAUGUUAAUCUAUAUUUUAAUGCCUGUUCCAAGAAAAUACAAUUUUUAUGAAACUAACAAACUAAUUCAAAUACACCAUUGCUUCCAAAUGAAACCUCUGCCAAAAAAAGGGUUUACAUAUGCCGUAAUUGGCCUCUUCCAUUAGCGAAUCUGUGAUCAGCAUAUGACAUCCCACAUUAGACUGUAGCUGUCUGACCUAACGUCCAUAUGCGCAUCAGUGUAUAACAUUGUUUCAUUUUCCUCAGAUGUAUGAGAAAGGAUAUUCUCAAAAGUCUCACAAGUGCCUUAUAUCACAUAGAUUGUUUAUAGCCUAUAUUCUGCAAGUAAAUAUUUUUUUGUGUUUAGGGGUUUUCAAUAGUUUGAAAAUGUGUGUGUCUAAAUAUUGUUGUAUAUCGUGGCAUAACAAACAUACAUCCAGGUCUAAGGGUGUUAACUGUUUGAUUGUAAACUGAAAAAAACCUAUGCAAAAUACCGAACUUUUGUUCUUGUAUUUAUAACAGUGAAUCAUGGUCCAUACAACUAAAGUGUAUCUAGUAAUGGUGGGCAUCGAACAUGUUGAAGUCCAUAGAAUGUUGUUAUGACAACUAUAAACUAGAUCGAUAGUUUGUGUAUUCUAGAUUCCAUUCCGUUUUAUGUUUGGCAUUAAUGAUAUGGAGUUAAUACUUGAUGUAAUGUUUUAUUGUUCAUUGUAUGUAUUGAAUCUCAUAUUGAUAUUUUCGUGUAUUCUACUUGUAAACUAUGAGGGAUCUCAUGUGUUUGUCUUGCUCACAUGGUCGUUUAGAUAUGCGGUUGUUAAAAGGUUGUUAUUUUUGUGUGAAUCUCUGGAAAAUAAAUAUAUAACAGAAACA
Dreissena polymorpha is the source of this 2307-nucleotide messenger RNA. Its product is annotated as galactokinase-like. Gene Ontology annotation, molecular function: galactokinase activity; ATP binding. Gene Ontology annotation, cellular component: cytoplasm; cytosol. The record is from RefSeq and is a predicted model, not a curated record. Gene Ontology annotation, biological process: carbohydrate phosphorylation; galactose metabolic process. The transcript is spliced from 7 exons. The coding region runs from base 70 to 1260 and encodes 396 amino acids. NCBI's taxonomy places the organism in Eukaryota, Metazoa, Mollusca, Bivalvia, Myida, Dreissenidae.